Phascolarctos cinereus (koala) is the source of this 1008-nucleotide messenger RNA. Lineage: Eukaryota; Metazoa; Chordata; Mammalia; Diprotodontia; Phascolarctidae. The record is from RefSeq and is a predicted model, not a curated record.
ACCUCACCCUUGCACAUUAAUUACAGUAGAUUGAAGGCUAGGCUGAGGGCAGAGGCAGGAUGAGGGAGCAGGUGGAGAAUCAGAUCAGUAAUUAUGACACCUUAAAGCCAGCAGUACAUGGAGCUCACCGAAGACAACUCUUGUACAGAGGAGAAAGCUGAAGCAGAGAGCCUCAGCAUGUAGACAAGACCCGCCCAGCAAGUCCAGAGCAGAGCAGGCUCACAAGCUGGGGCUUCCCAGUCCCUCACUCAGAGCCCCACUCUGGUGGAGCUCAAACAGUCCCUAAGAAGCCACCUCCCAGAGCUCGUCAUGCUGCUUCUGCCACCUGACCCUACAUCAGGCUGCCCUUGAGCUGGGAAGCCCGGGGGAAGGAGCUGGGAGAUGGGGAAACACAGAGCAAGGCUGGCGCUGACCACACCCUGUGCCUCUGCCAGAGAUCUGUCCUCCCUCUCCUCAGUGGCUGGGUUCACCAUGUCCCCCACUCUCAUCAGCCUGGCGUCCUUUGGGCUGUGUCUGGGCCUGAGGAUCAGGGUUGAGGCAGCCCCCCAGGAUCACACCACAGGAAAUCUCAUCCGCCUCAGCCUGGCUGGACUGCUCCUCCUUGUCCUGGGAGUCCUCCUGGCAGAGGCUUGGCACAGCCGGAGGAAGCACCGAGAAGCAGCCCAGUAAGCCCUUGUCUGAGCACUGGGUUCAAAUGAGUCGGGAAGGGCGGCUCCACUUGGUGCCUCCAGCUGGAUGCCCCUGCAACAGGAAUAAGGCGUGAUUUACGAUCCGUAUAUUGUCGGCUCUGCUCAGGUCCCUUGCCUCUGCUCCUGUGCCCGACCACACCUUGGAGGACUCUCACCAUCCACGUUCCCACCUUUGAACUGGAGAAAAUCAUGAAACUGUUGACUCAGUCCAGAACACUGUUGUUAUUUGGUGGUGUUGUUUUUCUUAAGGUUGCCUCUGUCCAGGAAUCUUGUAUAAUCCUAAAAUAUUCAUGAGAUUUUUUUAAAAAAGUAAUCAACA